Parastagonospora nodorum SN15 is the source of this 990-nucleotide messenger RNA. RefSeq lists its product as hypothetical. Lineage: Eukaryota; Fungi; Ascomycota; Dothideomycetes; Pleosporales; Phaeosphaeriaceae. Gene Ontology annotation, cellular component: Dsc E3 ubiquitin ligase complex. The record is from RefSeq and is a predicted model, not a curated record. Gene Ontology annotation, biological process: SREBP signaling pathway; protein processing. The coding region runs from base 1 to 990 and encodes 329 amino acids. The transcript is spliced from 3 exons.
AUGAACGAUGAGGCAGAGUCCUCGGGAGCUGCGCAGCGCCAUGGACCCAACUCACCUGAGCUCGUGGACCCUGAGGAUGACUUGGUGGAAAUCGACGAAGAGGAGGUCCAGCGGCUGAAAGACCAGCUCGUCAAGGAGAGACGGCUAGAUGCAAAGCGGAAACGCAUACGGAUGCUUAAUGAGCUCUUGCGUGAGCUUGACUUGGUUGUCUACAUGCAGCUCAUCACUCUCUAUCAUUUCGACUGUUCAUUCUUCUGGCUGGCCGUCAAGGCUCUCAUCCAUGGCACCUUGCUUACGCCCACUUCUGACCCGGUCGGCGAACGCCCACCCGACGAGCCCAAGCCUUUCCUGCCCCUGAUACUGUUCUCGUUCUGCGUCAACUUCGUCCUGCAUCAGCUGUAUCCUGCGCCAUCGGCCGGGGAAGACACACGCGGUUAUCUACACGGUGGCCUGAUGAUCGACUUUAUUGGGCAACAAGGCCCCACCAGCAAGUGGAAGCUUGGGGCGUUGGACCUAUGCAUACUGUUCCUGCAGCUUAUCAUGGUUUCCGUGCACGUUAAGAGACGCGAAUUGAAGAAGAAGCUAGCGAAAUUUACCACAGACGAUGUCGAGCGGCCUACACCAGAUGCGUCGAACGAGGCGGCCGAGGCCACUGCUCGCGAGCAUGCGGCCCGAGAACAGAAUGCCGACGAUGAAGAGCGAGGUGUCCUGCGCCGAAUGGAUACGCUGUCAGACAUUGGAAUCGACCCGGAUGAGGAAGAUGCGCUGCUGUCAUCGUCAUCUGACGCUGGCCAGCCCGACGCCCUAGAUAUCCUCACGUCAGGCCAGUGCGCCAUCGGUGACUUCAGUCUUAUCGACACCCUUGUACAAGAAAACAAGAACUACUCGGCAUACCGCUUGACGCGCACCGAGAGCGGAAUGAAUGACAUGCCCGAAACAUUGCGGCGGCUCAACACUUUGCGCGCGCGGUUCGGAGUGGGCGGUGGCUGA